Messenger RNA from Cercocebus atys (sooty mangabey), 5458 nucleotides. RefSeq names its product piggyBac transposable element derived 5 (gene PGBD5). Gene Ontology annotation, biological process: non-replicative DNA transposition. The record is from RefSeq and is a predicted model, not a curated record. Gene Ontology annotation, cellular component: nucleus. Lineage: Eukaryota; Metazoa; Chordata; Mammalia; Primates; Cercopithecidae. Gene Ontology annotation, molecular function: transposase activity. Bases 2159 to 3679 code for a protein of 506 amino acids. The transcript has 7 exons.
UCUGGGUUGAUUCCACCCAUUGCCGUCUCCUGGGCCACUUCAGCUGCUCCUGUCUUUAUUCCACUUAAGCUUUCUCUUCCUCUUGACUGUCGAGCCCUUUGGCAGACAGAGCCGGGCACAAGCUGUGAUUGAACCGAAGACACAGGGUCUUGAAAGCAGAGAUUGAUGCACCUGGUUCUUGAGUAGAGGUGUGGGUGCUGACCUGCACAGCUUUCCUCUUCAAAACCGGGUGUGCAUUUGCUUACAGGGUUUUCUUGGAAACCCUAAAGCCGUAACCUGGGCUUGGCAUGGAUAGUACCUUGCAUCUCCUUUCUCCUUCCUGCAGAUGCACAGAUUCUUGGCAGCAAGAGUGAGGGGCUGUUGCUUAUGUUGACUUGGAGAGCCGGGAGGAGAAGGAGGUGCUGUUUCUGCCCAAGACGGUAGUGGUGGGUGUCAAGUUUCUUCCACAAGUGACCAGCCUUUACGGUGGGCUCCUGGAAGGUACCCUGCAGGGCCCCACCUACGUAUGCCCUGCCCAGAGGGCCCAGCACAGGGAGGCAGAGCACCCUGUGGCUGCCAAUGACACUGGUCUGGCAUCUGAAUUAGUAACUCACAAUAGGAUUAAUUUCUCUGUGUAAUUAAGUAAAGGAAAAUGGCAGGAAAGUACUGCCUGUUUCUUCCACACAGGGUUUUGUUUUCUAUCCCGUGAUUAUAAGGGAAGUCCAUUUGACUUCAUUAACUUAGGAAGUAUCUAGCAGACCCAUUCAUCUGGGGCUGGCCUCCUAUCUGCCUUUGGACAGAUGCUUCACAAACUCCUACCACGUGUGUGACAUUUGCUGAGCUCUGGGUCUGCAAAUGUAAAUAGCACAUGGCCCCUGCUCUGUGGAAGUGCCUAGCCCUGUCCAGCUCUGCACAAUAGGUAAACAUAAAAUCAGUAAUUACAAUCUAGUAUGCUGAGGGUAGUAAUGAAGGUGCGGGAGCCAGACUUCCUGGGUUCAAAUCCCACCACUUGGACAAGUUCCUGAAUCUCUGGCUUCAGUUUUCUUCAUCUGUAAAAUGGGGAUGAUGAUAAGAUUUCAGAGGGGAGGAUGCAGAUUAAAUGAGCCAACAUGUGUCAGUGUCUAGAAAAGCACCUGGCACUGUAGAGGACAUGCUUGGUAACUGUUGGCUCUGUUUAUCAAAUCAGAGAGGUGGAUCGGUCACUAUGAGGGUGGAGAGGAGGUAGAAACUACUUCUGGGGUGUUGACAGGCUAGUUGGGCUGGGUAUUGAAGUAGGAAUGAGUGUGUAGAAGAUGACCAGUUAACAAUGCAAGAGCAAGGAGGCCUGAAGGGCACUGCAUGCUGGUGAACAUGAGUAUUUUAGUACAGCUGAAACUGAAAAGGUACAGAAAGUGGAGGUAGGCAUUGAAGAGCCAAUGGGGCAUUUCAGUGAGGGGUGUGGUAUGAUGAGAAUUGUGUUUUUGAAAGUUAAUUCUAAUGAUGAUGAUGGAAACAGAGUCUGAUUAGCAGGCUACUACAGUCAGCCUGAGGAGAUGCUGAGGGGACCUGGUGGGGAGCUGGCGUCCUGGAAUGGGCAGAUGGGACUUGGAGAGAGUAAUUUGAACGUGGAGCUUAUGGAUGGGAUGUGAAAGUAGAAGUGAGGAGCAGGGGUUGAAAGGAGGUCUCCAGGGCUGUGGCGUGAAUUACUAAGUGAAUGGGGUGCUGGUCACAUAGUGGGAGAGCAGGUUGGGCAGGCAGCAGGUGGGUGAGGUUUGGCAUGCUGGGUGCAGUCUUUCCUCCCCCAAAGUUGGACAUCUAAGGGUUGGCUCAGGACAGUGGCUAGACUGGGAGUAAGAAUUGGAAGUCAUGUGAGUGAGGCCAUGGUUGGUUGCGAGGCCUCAGGUGGGUUCCCUUAGCUCCCCCCAAGUCCUUGGGGUGGCUUCAUUGAGCAGAAAAAGGUUCCCUCAAGGUGGCUGCAGCCCUACAGGCUCGUGACUUGGCCAUCAGCUCCUUUCACCUUGUACAUACAUCACCUUGGGACCUCAGGCAAUGGCUGCUUUCUUUGGGUUGACUCAUCAGUGUCUAUGAAAGAGUAAUAUCGAACCUAUUCACAGGGUUAUUGAGAAGACAGAAGGACUGAAGGCCUGUGAAAGGGUUUCUUAUCUCAUCCAGACAUUAUGGUCUUUGCCCAUUUUAGGAAAUGUUGGCCAUGCUGAGAUCUGCAGGCUGCAAGGGAAGCCUCCAUGCUCAGGGCUGUACGGCAGCUCAGAGAAGAGCUUUUAUGGGGGCAUUUGUCCUUGCAGGGUUUGCAGAGAACAGACAAGAAGGAGACAGUGGUUCAAACAGAGGUGGAGAGAGAGGUGGCACCUUCCUUCAGAGAACUACACACAAUCAGGAGAAAUCCCAGCUCGCAUCUCCAAGCUGUCCCACUGAUGUCAUUUCUUCUCAGACCGUAAGGCAUGCUCAGGUGCUUGUAGGUCCCACCCGAAAGAUGCCCCCCAGCGCCAGUGCCGUGGACUUCUUCCAGCUCUUUGUCCCAGACAACGUCCUCAAGAACAUGGUGGUGCAGACAAACAUGUACGCCAAGAAGUUCCAGGAGCGGUUCGGGAGCGACGGAGCCUGGGUGGAGGUGACGCUGACGGAGAUGAAGGCGUUCCUGGGCUACAUGAUCUCCACCAGCAUCUCCCACUGCGAGUCCGUCCUCAGCAUCUGGAGCGGCGGCUUCUACAGCAACCGCAGCCUCGCCCUCGUCAUGAGCCAGGCCCGCUUCGAGAAGAUCCUCAAGUACUUCCACGUCGUGGCCUUCCGCUCCAGCCAGACCACGCACGGGCUCUACAAGGUUCAGCCCUUCCUCGACUCACUGCAGAACAGCUUCGACGCUGCCUUCAGGCCUUCCCAAACCCAGGUGCUACAUGAACCCCUGAUCGAUGAGGAUCCUGUAUUCAUUGCCACGUGCACAGAGCGGGAGCUGCGGAAGAGGAAAAAGCGGAAAUUCAGCCUCUGGGUCAGACAGUGUUCUUCCACUGGCUUCAUCAUCCAGAUUUAUGUCCACCUGAAGGAAGGCGGGGGCCCAGAUGGCCUGGACGCGCUGAAGAAUAAGCCCCAGCUCCACAGCAUGGUGGCCAGGAGCCUGUGCCGGAACGCGGCAGGCAAGAACUACAUCAUCUUCACCGGGCCCAGCAUCACCAGCCUGACCCUGUUUGAGGAGUUUGAGAAGCAAGGGAUUUACUGCUGCGGCUUGCUCAGCGUGCGGAAGAGUGACUGCACCGGCCUCCCACUGUCCAUGCUGACCAACCCAGCCACGCCCCCGGCCCGGGGCCAGUACCAAAUCAAGAUGAAGGGGAACAUGUCCUUGAUCUGCUGGUACAACAAAGGACAUUUCCGCUUCCUGACCAACGCCUACUCCCCGGUGCAGCAGGGAGUCAUCAUCAAAAGGAAGAGUGGGGAGAUCCCAUGCCCCUUGGCCGUGGAGGCGUUUGCCGCUCACCUGAGCUACAUCUGCAGAUACGAUGACAAAUACAGCAAGUAUUUCAUUUCUCAUAAACCAAACAAGACCUGGCAGCAGGUGUUCUGGUUCGCCAUCAGCAUCGCCAUCAACAAUGCCUACAUCCUGUACAAAAUGUCAGACGCCUACCACGUGAAGAGGUACAGCCGGGCGCAGUUCGGGGAGAGACUCGUCAGAGAGCUGCUGGGCUUGGAGGACGCCUCUCCGACCCACUGAUGCUGGGGAUGCAGGACUCGGUCAGGGGAGGGGUGAGAGGGGGAGGAGAGCCUGCCGUUCCAACUUGCCCAUCAGAGACCCGGAGAUGGCCUGGUGUGUGGUUCGCUGCCUGGGAGGGAUGCACAGGGCCUCUGGAGGGACAGGACGGACCUGAUCAGAGGACGGUUGCUAUCCUUAUUUGCAUUCCAAGAAGAGCACAUCCUCCCUCGGGAAACAGUGCCGCCAGCGUGGUGAGCACCUACACCCAAGUUCUCAAGGGCAGAUUCUCUCCUGAUAUCCGUGGAGCUUGGGAGGCAACGUGGACUGUGACUGCGAAGGAAGGCCCUGUGGUAGAAUGAGCUGGAGCAUGCUCUAAGAGAGGCGUCUGCUUCCUAAAGAUCUACAGUCGUCUGGGACGUGAUUCAAGUUCAUGACUUGAAGGAAGCAAAGACGCCCUGCUUGGUUACAGUGGCUUGGGUGUCGGGGGAGGCCGGGGAGUUUUCCAGCACUGGCCUCAUGUGAGCACCUUUGAGCCGGUCUCUUAGAAGAAGUCACGCAUCCUGGGUGUGCAGUAGUGAAAUGGGGAGUGGGUGCCCAUUCUGAAAAAUGAGGCAUUCCUGCUCAUUCCCUCUGCUUAGCUGGUGGGCAGGGGAGAAAGGGAAACGCCAAAAAAUUGGAGUGAAGGGUGAUGCUAUUUUUUAUUUUUAAAUAUAUCUUCAGGUUAUUUUCUUACUGUUGCUUCAGAUCUAAUGUAAAAGGCAGAUGUCCCCUCCUCUCCACCCCCCUCGCCAACCCCGGCCUCAGUCACGGCUCCUUGCAUGACCACAGUUCUGUGUUCUGGCCUGUGGCAGGGCCGGGAAGGGCCGCUGGCUUCCGAACAGACGUGGUUGCUCUCCACCAGGCCCAUGGGGAGCCCGUGGGCCCUAAGCUUUGUCGCAGAUGUCAUCAUUGGCAGAAUUACUUGUCUUGAAAAAUAUGUAGCAUUGCUGAAACACACAACCGAAUUCUCUGCGAUGGCCAUUUGCUCAUUGUCUUUCCUCCGUGUGUAGUGAGUGACCCUGUUUGCCUUCUCAGAGUGGCCCCUCAGAACAACAGGGCUGGCCUUUGAAAAUCCCCAAAACGGGACUGUGGUGACAACCCUGGUCAGGUGUGAUUUGACACGAGGGCCGGAGGCGGUUGCUGACCGCGGGACUGGAGAGGCUGCAUGCCCAACGCUGUCAGCGAGGCUCGCGUGUCCCCAGGCAGAUCUGGGCUCUUUCCCAACCCAGGUUUAUGUGUCUCCGGGGAAGCCUCAGUGCCAGAGUGGUGGGCGGAUCUGACCGUCCCCACAGACCAGAAACAAGGAAUUUCUGGGAUUACCUGGUCCCCUUUCAACCCAGUUUAUGUAACCACCUCAUUUUUUACAAAUGCAGAAUCUAUUCUACUCAGGCUUUGGGACUCUGUUCCUCGUCCUCACUCAGUUACUGCGAGUGUUGCUGUCCGCAUGCUCCGGGCCCCACGUGGUUCCUGUGCUCUAGAUCACGGUGACUCCCCCACCCUGUGGUUGGAAUUCGAUGCCACGGAUUGCAGGCCAAAUUUUAGAUUGUGUUUCCAAACACCCUUGCCGUGCCCUUUAAUUGGAUUGAAAGCACUUUUACCACAUGGAGAAAUAUAUUUUUAAUUUGUGAUGCUUUUCUACAAGGUCCACUAUUUCUGAGUUUAAUGUGUUUCCAACACUUAAGGAGACUCUAAUGAAAGCCGAUGAAUUUUCUUUUCUGUCCAAACAAGUAAAAUAAAAAUAAAAGUCUAUUUAGAUGUUGA